UGGAGCAAACGUUUAUAUUGACAAAAGUUAAUAAUAUUUUUUAAAUAAAUAAUAAAAAAAUUAAUUUUAAAUUAUUUGGAAAUAAUAAAUUAUAAAAAUGGGGAAACGACAGCAUCAAAAGGAUAAAAUGUACCUGACGUACACAGAAUGGACGACUCUUUACGGAGGAAAAAAGUCGGGCGAGAAUUCAGAGACCAGUGAAGACUCAACCUUCCGAAGAUUGCCUUUCAAUCAUUGCUGUGUCAGCUUGCAACCAUUUGAGCAUCCGUAUUGCGACCCCGAUGGCAAUGUUUUUGAAUUAGAACCUAUAUUAACAUAUGUAAAACAUUUUAAACACAAUCCUGUAACAGGAAAGCCAUUUGAUGUUAAAAAACUUAUUAAGUUGAAUUUCACUAUAAAUUCUGCUGGAGAGUAUCAUUGUCCUGUACUCUUUAAAGUUUUUUCAAAGUUCUCGCAUAUUGUCGCUGUAAAAACAACUGGAAAUGUUUUCUCUUGGGAAGCUGUUGAACAAUUGAAUAUUAAAACGAGAAAUUGGAAGGAUUUAAUUAAUGACCAGCCAUUUACUCGCGCUGAUCUUAUUACUAUCCAAAAUCCUACCGAUGCUAGUAAAUUUAAUUUAUCUAGAUUUCAUCAUAUUAAAAAUAAUUUGAGGGUUGAAGAUGAAGAAACUAUUAGAGAGCGUAAUGAUCCAAACGCUAAACUUAAGACAGUCUCAGCAGAGACAAGUGACAUAUUGGCAGAGCUUAAGAGGGAUUAUAAACCUCCUGAGCAAAAAGAAGAAAUAGUAAAAGCAACAGCUGAUAAAUUUAAUGCGGCUCAUUACUCAACUGGCGCGGUAGCAGCAGGUUUUACUUCCACAGUAAUGCCAAGAGAAACAGUUCAUCAAGCAGCAAUUAUAGCUGAUGACUUAGUUAGAUAUGAAAGAGUUAAAAAGAAAGGAUAUGUGAGAUUAGUUACGAAUUUUGGUACGCUAAAUCUCGAGCUUCAUUGCGAUAUUGUACCAAAAACCUGUGAAAAUUUUCUUAAACAUUGUCAAACUGGUUAUUAUGAUAAUACUAAAUUUCAUCGAUCGAUAAGAAAUUUUAUGAUUCAAGGUGGAGAUCCUACUAACACUGGUAAUGGUGGCAAAUCUAUUUGGGAUGCACCAUUUGCCGAUGAAUUUAAACCAAAUUUAACUCACCAAGGAAGAGGUAUUCUUUCGAUGGCAAAUUCUGGACCAAAUACAAAUGGAUCACAAUUUUUCAUAACUUUUCGGUCGUGUCGACACUUAGAUCGCAAGCAUACAGUUUUCGGCAAAAUUGUUGGCGGUUUGGAUACUUUGAAUGCUAUGGAAAAAAUAGAAGUUGACAAUAAAGAUCGACCUAUUGAAGAUAUCAUCAUUCUUCGCGCAAACGUUUUUGUGGAUCCUUUUCAAGAAGCUGAUGAACAAUUAGCAGCUGAAAGAGCUGCUGAGUUAGAAAAAGCUGCUCAAGAAGCUAAAAAUAAAUUAGCGGUUAACAAAAAUAAAGAACAAAAAAAUGUUUUAAAGGCUUAUCAUUCUGGUGUUGGAAAAUUUAUAAAUAUUGCUAAAGAAACAGAAGUUGCGGAGUCAAAUGUUCCAGUUAAGAAGAAAAAAAAAUUGACAUCCUCUGUCGGAAAUUUUUCAUCGUGGUAAACUUAAUUGUGAAUAUAAUUAAUAAAAUUUAAAUUAUUUUUUACAUUGUAAAAUAAAACUAUUUUUUUUUUAUUAUUGUAAAAUGUUGUACUAAUUCAUAAUAAUUACUAUUAAUUAUUUAAACUAGAAGUAAUAUGUUGUUUAAGAAAAGCUAUUUAGAAAAUGAAUUUUUAAAUGAAGAAUUAUAAAUAUACUAGAAAAAAUAACAAAAUAAAUUUAUAUUUAAUAAAAAUGAUUUCUUCAACUUGUGAAGCUAUAGAAUAUUCUGUGUGAAAAUUAAAUUUUCUAUACUGAAUAAAAAUAACGUGGUCAGUACAGUAAACAAAGUGCCAUGUGAAUGUAUGGAUUUGUGUGGCGCUGUCAUAAUGCAUGAACACACUUCACACAACUAUACUAUACUACUGUGCAGUGUUUUCGCAAACCCGAACAAAGGUUAUAUGUCCAAUGUUUUUUUUUAUUCAAGCUAAACCAAAAAAUAAAUUUAUAAAUUCUA
Molecule: messenger RNA, 2147 nt
Organism: Cotesia glomerata
Lineage: Eukaryota; Metazoa; Arthropoda; Insecta; Hymenoptera; Braconidae
Product: RING-type E3 ubiquitin-protein ligase PPIL2
Exons: 7
Coding region: 98-1654 (518 amino acids)
Biological process (GO): protein polyubiquitination; protein peptidyl-prolyl isomerization; protein folding
Cellular component (GO): catalytic step 2 spliceosome
Molecular function (GO): peptidyl-prolyl cis-trans isomerase activity; ubiquitin-ubiquitin ligase activity
Source: RefSeq, a predicted model, not a curated record